Molecule: messenger RNA, 1688 nt
Organism: Rhodamnia argentea
Lineage: Eukaryota; Viridiplantae; Streptophyta; Magnoliopsida; Myrtales; Myrtaceae
Product: alpha-1,3-arabinosyltransferase XAT2-like
Exons: 3
Coding region: 246-1586 (446 amino acids)
Molecular function (GO): glycosyltransferase activity
Source: RefSeq, a predicted model, not a curated record
UCCAGCUAACGCUUCUCCAUCAUGCCCAGGAAGUCUUACGAAAUUAAUUAAAUGUACCAAUUAGACCGAGCUACCUAGUUGCAGAUGAAGAUGCACGCAAGAAUGUUUAGGAAAGAUUGAGACCCCUCAACCAUAAUGAAUUGCUCAUUUCAGGUUUUAGUCUAUAAAAAUUUGCAGACUUGGCCGUGUGCUUCAGUUCGACAGAUUAUGGGCAAGGAGUUGAAGUGCCCGGUGCUCGGAGCACCAUGGACGGCAUGUUUGCUUAUCGCGAUUUCUCUAAGUAUCGCGCUUCUCAUGUUGGAGAACACGCCAUCCUAUCACGGAGGAAUCAGAUUCCAAAUUGGAGGGGCGCUAGUGAUGCCGGAGAGGUCGGUGAAGUCGCUGGAGAGGGGGACGCUCUCAAGGAUCUACUAAGAAGGCUAGUAAGAGGAGAAGAGAGAUACCAGCUUGAGGUUGGAGGGUUCACAUGCCACUUUGACCUAGACGCCGAAAUGUGUCUCUCGGCUAAACCCGUUAGGAUCUCGAAUGGCGGUUUGACUGUUCAUGUGCCGUCCGAUGGAUCUGGGUUCACGCGCUCAGUUCGACCCUACGCGAGAAUAGGAGACGAACUGGCCAUGAAACUGACCACUCCGGUCCAAAUACUUCACAGGGACAUGGCUAAUUUACCAGCUUGCAAUUUCACGCACAGCAUCCCAGCGGUGAUCUUCUCAACAGGUGUUACGGGAAACGCCUACCACGAGCUCAGCGAAAUCAUCAUUCCCUUGUUCCUUGCCUGCCGGCACUUCCGAUCGCAGCUGAAGUUCGUCGCUACUGAUUACAAUGAAUGGUGGAUUCGGAAAUACUCGACGGUUUUGAACCGCUUAUCUGAUUACGAGGCUCUAGAUUUAUCCGAUGGGGGUGUUCACUGCUUUCCAGCGGCAGUUGUGGGACUUAGGUACCACGGCAAUUUAGCUUUGAACGCCAGCAACGUCCCCUUAGGCCACUCCAUGCCUGAAUUCAGGCAAUUCCUCAGAGAAUCUUACAAUUUGAAGACCAAGAACGUGCACGAGAUUGAUAAGCUACAUAAGCCGGUCCUGAUCCUCAUUUCCAGGACCAACUCGAGAAAAAUUCUGAACGAGGAUGCCAUCGUGGAACUGGCGCAGGAGUUGGGCUUUCAAGUAGUGACGGCAGGGCCUAGUAUGAUGUCGAACCUAGAGCUGUUUGCAAAGAUGGUCAGUUCGUGCAGCGUCUUCAUCGGAGUCCACGGCGCAGGUCUCACCAACGAGAUCUUUUUGCCGGACGGCGCAGUGGUAAUUCAGGUGGUUCUUCUAGGACUAGAGUGGGGUUCGACCAACUAUUACGGAAGUCCGGCUACCGCAAUGGGUCUGCAAUAUCUGGAGUACAAGAUAGAGCCCCAGGAGAGCUCUCUCGCCGAAGUAUACGGGCUCGAUCAUCCGGUGAUUGUCGACCCUUUAUCGGUCUUUGCCAAGGGGUACAUGGCAGUGAGGGCUGUGUAUGUCGAUGGCCAGGAUGUGAAGAUCAACUUGGAUAGAUUUAAGGCCACACUGGAGGAAGCAAUGAGACUGGUUGGACACUCCACGACUUAGGGAUGAGUUCACCGUCAUUACAUAACAGGAGGCGACACUGUUGGCUUGGCUUUCUGUCAUCUGUUUCUGGAUAUGCAUCUGAACUUUUAUACAUUAUUGCAG